Molecule: messenger RNA, 1951 nt
Organism: Oryza brachyantha (malo sina)
Lineage: Eukaryota; Viridiplantae; Streptophyta; Magnoliopsida; Poales; Poaceae
Product: probable lipid-A-disaccharide synthase, mitochondrial
Exons: 8
Coding region: 52-1479 (475 amino acids)
Biological process (GO): lipid A biosynthetic process
Molecular function (GO): lipid-A-disaccharide synthase activity; phospholipid binding
Source: RefSeq, a predicted model, not a curated record
GGCCGGCGUCGCAUCGCCUCUCCGAUCCAGCACCGUAGUUUGUGGCGGCCGAUGCUAUCGCUAAGCGUCGCAGCCGCCUCGCGCCUGCUCGGGCUGCUGGCCGGCGGCACAGCAACCAGGGCGCGCACGCGGGCCUUCUCCUACGGGAGGGUGGUGGACGCCGCGGCCCGGGACGGCGAACUCCGAGUGUUCGUAGUCGCUGGUGAGGUCUCCGGCGACUCGCUUGCUUCGCGCCUCAUGGCGUCCCUCAGGGCGCUCUCCCCAGUCCCCGUCCGUUUUGCGGGCGUUGGCGGGGAACUAAUGUGCAAGGAAGGAUUGCAAUCACUUUUUCCCAUGGAGGAAAUUUCCAUAAUGGGAUUGUGGGAACUGCUGCCACACAUAUAUAAUAUCAAGAGGAAGAUCAAGGAUACUGCAGAUGCUGCUGUAUUAUUCCUGCCUCAUGCUGUAGUUACUGUUGAUUCAAAGGGGUUCUCUUUUCGCCUUCUGAGGCAAUUGAAAUGUAGAUACAAUCAAGUUGCGCAUCCUGUACAUGUCCACUAUGUUGCACCAUCAUUCUGGGCCUGGAAAGACGGUGAAAGAAGGCUAGCAAAGUUGCAUAAUUUUGUGGACCAUUUGCUGUGUAUCCUUCCAUUUGAGGAAGAAAUUUGCAAAUUAAAUGGGUUGCCUGCUACAUAUGUGGGCCAUCCAUUAUUGGACGAUGCUAUUGGCUUGAACACGGUGAAGGAAAUAUCUUCUGUCAAUUCCAUGCAUCAACGAAGUGAUGAAGUUUUUCGACAGGAGCAUGCAAUGUCCCCAGAUUCCACAAUCAUAACCAUACUGCCUGGAAGCAGGGUGCAGGAGGUGGCCCGUAUGCUUCCCAUCUUCUUGCAAACUGUGCAGCACCUAAGACAUACAUUUAAUGAACUCUCACUAGUCAUCCCAGUUGCUCCUCAUCGGGAUGUGAGGGCAUAUGUUGAAAAUGCUGUUCGAUCAGGGCCAUUUCCAGUGGUACUGAUACCUGGGGGAACACUAAAAGAAAGAUAUGAUGCAUUCAAUGCUAGUAGAGCAGCAUUAUGCACUUCAGGAACAGCUGUCAUGGAGCUGAUGUUAGCAAAGCUACCCUGUGUAGUAGCUUACCGAGCUCAUUUCAUCACAGAAUGUUUGAUUAAUCUGAGGAAAAAGAUAGAUUUUAUUUCUCUACCCAACAUUCUUUUAAAUUCUCCAAUUGUGCCUGAGAUCCUUUUUCGGGCUUGCACGGCAGAAAAUCUAGCUGCAAAACUAAGCGAGGUCAUUUUUAAUGAUGAAGCCCGUCAGUUGCAAGUUGAAUCAGCUGACCAGUUACUGGAGAUGCUCUAUGAACCUAUCAAGCAGCGGGGUUGCUUAUUUCAAGAGGAGCUGCAUAACUCAAGCUUGCUGUCAAACUUCUACUCCCCCAGCACGAUUGCCGCAUUGACAGUGCUUUAUACGGAUAAGCAUCAACAGACAGUGCACCAGAAUUGAGUGGAUGUCCUCAGUACUAGCAAACAAAUAUUCAGUCUGCCGUGGUGGUCGCUAUUGCGUGCAUUCUCAUCUUCUCCAUCUGCUCUUCUGAUUGAAGAGUACUUUUCUGCAAAUUGUAUUGGCUCUGCCUUGGCCCACAAUUGGAGAAGCAAAGCGAGUAUUUAGGUUAAAAAAAAAUGGUCUUUCAGUUCAGGUUUCUGAAGUGCCGCAGGAAGUCAGGUCAGCAUCAUAUUAUCAUUAUGGAAGUUGGGAACACGUGUUCUGCUGGGUUUAGUGCGGGUCCUAGUCAUCUUAUCUGCCGUGAUGCGUUUGGCGCAGAUUAUUCCAUGGUUAGAAUUUCUUGGAUUGAACUGGGAGGCAGGUUAUUAUAGUGUCUGGAGAUAAUUGUUGGCACUGGAGAAGUGAGAAUAACUGGACGAGUAUUAUACAGUUUUCUUGAAGCUGUAAAUCUAGCUUCCGUUUCUUUUUGGAA